Molecule: messenger RNA, 2128 nt
Organism: Leptopilina boulardi
Lineage: Eukaryota; Metazoa; Arthropoda; Insecta; Hymenoptera; Figitidae
Product: leucine-rich repeat-containing protein 15-like
Exons: 2
Coding region: 274-1680 (468 amino acids)
Molecular function (GO): protein binding
Source: RefSeq, a predicted model, not a curated record
GAGAAAUCAUAAUAUCUUUGUACUUGUAAAAGAUCUAUUUCAAAUUUUAUUAGUCUCUUUAAAGAAUAAUUGUUUUCAAAAAAAAAAUUUUUUAAUUUUAAUAAAUUAAUUAAUUUUAGUAAAAAAAGAAAUUUUUUUUUUUGCAAAAAAUAUAUAAAUAAUAAAAUUUUUUAUUUAGAAAAAUUAUUUAAUUAAAUAAAUAACCGAAGAUUAAAAGUGAUUUUUUUUUUUGAAAAAAAUCUUCAACGAGAAAAAAAAAUUUCUGCUUCCACAAUGUUUGUGACGAUAUUUUUUACAAUUUUUCUCGUCACUGGCGUCACUGUGGGUUGUGAAAAACAGGCAAUAUCAUUUGACAUCACUGAAGAGGACAUUUUUCUGGAAAAAUCAACAAUUAACAUUAAACUACCAGAUUGUCCAAAAUCAUCAAUAAAAUUAAAUCUCUCACACAUGGGUAUCAAUAAUAUCACCGAUAAUCUAACAGACAGUCCAUUCUUUACAUGUCUCAAUCUCGAAAACAAUGAUAUUGUUUCACUACAACAAAAUAUUUUCCAAGAAAUGACAAAUCUUACAUAUCUCAAUUUAGCCAAUAAUCAAAUACCAGAUCAUGAUCUUCUAUCAUUUGGUGGUCAUGAAAAAUUACAAACCCUCAUUCUCGAUGGUAAUGUACCAUCAUAUUCACAUACAUUACAUGUUCGUGGUGAAUUUCCCAAAUUAGAAAAAUUAUUUCUUAGGGAAAUGCUCAUUGAAUUUCUUCCCAAUGAUUUUGGUUCACAUUUUCCCAGUUUAACACAUUUUUAUCUAUCAAAUAAUAUUGUUAAUGUAUCGAAUCUCUAUAAUUUUGUUAAUACUCUACCAACAUCGGUGACACAUCUUUAUUUGGAACAAAAUGGAAUUAGCGUAUUUCGAAGUUCGGUACUAAAUAAUAUCACUGAAUUACUAUUAGACGGUAAUGAAUUUAAAGUACUCGAUAGAUCAUUUGAUAUGACAUUGGAUCCAAGUAAUACACCAACACUUGAACAUUUAUCGGCGCGUUCAUGUAAAAUUAGUAAAAUUGGCACAACUGCAUUUUAUGGUACCUAUAAUUUAACAACACUCGAUUUAUCCAAUAAUUACAUUGAACAAAUACCCGAUGGUUUAUUUAAUGGUGUAUCAAAUUUAAAAAAUUUAUCACUUAGUUCAAAUUUUCUCAAUGAAAUACCACGUGCAAUUUCCCUAUCGUGCUUGAGAAUAAUGCAUUUAAAUUACAAUCGUAUACAAAAUACAAGUCAAUUAAGUAAUCUUACGGGAUUGGAAAUUUUAUCAUUACGCGGUAAUAAUAUUACACAUCUUGGUGAAUGUGUUUUUGGUAAUAUGACAAAUUUACGUGAAUUAGAUUUAGCUGAAAAUAAUAUUAAAUAUUUUAUGCCAAAUGCAAUGGUGAAUUUAAAAUUUUUUAAUCUUAAUUUUAAUUAUAUUGAUAAUAUUGAGGCAUUAUUUUUACGUAGUGAUUUUUCAUUGGAACAUUUGUAUUUAAAGGGUAAUCCAUUGUCGCGAAUUACUGUUAAUUCAUUAAUGAAUAUGCCGGAGAAUUUGACACUUUACAUUGGACCAAUGAGACAUCCGGGAAUUCAUUCUAGAAUUUUGAAAUUGGAAAAAUUUGAUAAGAGAAAUAAUAAAAUGAUUCUUUUGGAAAAGGAAUAAUUUAAAAAAAAAAAUAUUAAAAAUAAAAGUAAGAAUUAUUAAUUGUAAUAUGUUUAAAAAAAAAAAGUAGAAUUUGAAAUAGCGUUUUUAUUUUUUGAGAAUAUAAUACGUGCGGGGAGAAAAAAGUGUAGAGAGAGCGCUGGGAUUGGUGAUUAUAUUAGGCGGCGCGUACAUUUUUCAAGGUCAUAGCGCUAUCCCCACUCUGCGCAGGCGGCGCGCGCAAGUUUCAAGGUCAUCGCGCUAUCCCCACUCCUCGCUGACGGAGCGCGCAACUCUCAAGGUCGUCACACUAUCCCCACUAUUCGCGUUCACUAUUCUUAAUUACAAAAUCAAAAUAUUAACAUCCAAAAACAAAACUACUUUAAAUUCUUAAUAAUUUACAAAUAGAAAAAUGUAUCAGCGAAAUAUAAAAUGCUUUUUUUUAACAAAUAAAGAAUUCACAAAAAAA